Messenger RNA from Brettanomyces nanus, 1443 nucleotides. RefSeq lists its product as uncharacterized. The transcript has a single exon. Gene Ontology annotation, cellular component: nucleus. The record is from RefSeq and is a predicted model, not a curated record. Gene Ontology annotation, biological process: transcription by RNA polymerase II. Bases 1 to 1443 code for a protein of 480 amino acids. NCBI's taxonomy places the organism in Eukaryota, Fungi, Ascomycota, Pichiomycetes, Pichiales, Pichiaceae.
AUGAAUCUUUUAGGAGAAAUAGUGGAGCACGAUUUAAGUGAUGAGGUGGCAAGAACUCCGGAUGUCGAAAGGAAUUUCAAAAUCGAUGUUGAGUCGCAAAAGCCCAGCAGAUGGAGGCAAAGAUUAGCAAAGAAAGGACUUUCAUCUACUUCGAAUUCAUUGAAGGCAGACGGAAAGGAAAGAGAGCCUCGGAAUAAUGAAGAAAAAGAGCAAAUAGCCAGACAAAACUUGAAUUAUGUGACUGGUAUGAGCGAACAGGAGCGGCAGCAAGCCAAGGAGGAAUUACUGGGAGCUGCCAGUGCGGGAACGUUGAGGUUGUUGAUGAAGAGACAACAAAGGAAUAAGAAGCAAGAACAAGAGGCACAUGGAGAACAAGAAGUACAGGAAGAACAUGAGUCUGAUUCUUCUCAUGCCUCAGCAGAAAAGCACCUUCAUUCAGUUGUAUCUAGAGUGACAGACAUGGCGCCCACAAUCGAGGGUGAUGGAACUUGGAUAGGUGGCUAUACUGAUGGUCGAAUUACGACCGAGGAUGCUACGCCUGCCAUGCCAGCCGCUGUACAAGAUGCUGUAUCAGCCAUAUCAGAGACUGGUGAUGACUCCAGGCACGUUCAUUUCAAUAACGAAGCUACCAUCAGAUACCCGGAUUCUUCAUCCAAAGAUGACUGGGAAGAUAUAGAGUAUCUCGAUGACGAAGGACCGUCGUAUGACGACGCUGUUCGUCUUACUCAUGUGCCCCCUAAGAAAGCUAUUGAACAUGCCAGGUUCCACAAGAGAGAGGACAUAUACAAAUCGAUCGAUCUAAAUGAUCCAAAUUUCAACCAGAAACUACAUGACAAGUUCUUCCCGGAUCUUCCAAGUAACUUUUCUCAACUACAAUGGAUGUCCAACAAACAUGUUCCGAAGACUCCUACGGAUAUAAGCUACGACUCCCUUGACGAUCUACGAUUCGAUUUCGACGGCGAAAUCAUCACCUCUGCUAAUAUUAAACAACAUUCUCAGACUACUAGCGAUGGUCUACAUAAUCAUUCUGCACAUCCAGAGUUACCUGGUUAUACGUUGCCGGAAUUAAGCCAAUAUUUGAGGUCAACUUACCCUGGGCAACGCUGUAUAGCCAGUCGAACCCUUGGUCGAAUCAUGCACAAGUUGGGUACGUUACGAUAUAGCGUGACAGAGGUAACCAACAAAAGCGAGGGAGGCCCUGAGAAGGAAACUAACAAAAACAAAGGCGAGUCAGGACUUUUCGAGAAGAAGUGCUGGGAAUUAGUCUUGCAAUUAGGCAUAUUGGAUAUUCUCAACAGCAGUGCUGCAGACACAGAGAAAAACAUUACCGUCAAGAAUUAUGCCAUAGAGGCCCUCUGGUUGUGGACACAGGGAGGUGGUGAAGACAUCUGCAAAAAAGUAGCUGAAGGUAUGGAAAGAGAACGGAAAACUUACCAAGUCUGA